Porites lobata is the source of this 6256-nucleotide messenger RNA. NCBI's taxonomy places the organism in Eukaryota, Metazoa, Cnidaria, Anthozoa, Scleractinia, Poritidae. The record is from the annotation of a GenBank genome assembly.
AUGUAUGCGGCACCCUGUAGUCCGUCUUCCUCCAUCUUUAGCGAGAUGCUCGAACUAAAUGCAACGAGAGUUAGUAGCAAAAGAGACUAUUCGGAAGAGGAGCAGUUGUCAAUAGGAAGUUACGAUGCUGCGAAGAGUUCGCCCGUGUUUUUUGGCCGUUAUGGGCAUAAACUCUCCGAAUCUGUCGCUGAAAUUCGUGAAGGGGAUGAUGGUGCAUCAACGAGAUCUUCCAUGUUUCCAGAGUUCGAUCCUUCUUUUAGCCAUCCAGCGGCCUUUGGUUAUGUUUUACUGGACAGGAAACCGGUUCCACCAAAGCAAGAAUCGCCUCCUUUACCUGACCCGAGAGAGAGUAAGACAAGAAAGCUAAAAUAUAUCUUUUAUAACAUAGGUGUUCGACGUCAUUAUUCAUCGCCACCAGGUACAAUAGAAGCAGGAGCCGAACAUGGACAAAUAUCCACUAAUUCGAUUCGUUUUAAUACACAGUCCUUUACUCCUUUCUCUAUUGAAACCUUCUGACAUGCAUGAUUCCUAAAUCUUGCGACCACUGUAGAGAGGCUGUCUAAUAGCUACAGGAGGAAGAUUGUGAAAAAGCCUUAAGCGAACGGAUCUUAGAUCAAAACAAAAAUAACGGAAGAAUGUCGUAUUUAAAUUUAUCGGUGCUAAAACUAACAGAAAAGAGGUUAUAUGGAAGCCAGUUGUUUUCCAAAUACAGAAAAUCGUACAUUCUGGUUUAUCAUUCUUAAAAUACUGCGCACAGUAUUUUUUGAGGUAGACCCAAACGUUCUUAAAUUUCCUCCAAUAAUUUCUGUUCCAUUUGAUUCUGCUUACCUGACUUUUCUGUUGACUGUUUUGCUUUUAGAAUUUUUCCAGUUCUUGGAUGUUUAGGAAGCGUUUCCCAGGAAAUUUCUGCUCCAUUUACUCUGGCUUUAAAAGUUCAAAAAUUUUACUUUUCAACUGAAUGUUCCACCUAUUAUUUGUUUGACAGCUACUUCUAAGAAUUGCUUAUAACCUGGAUGUAAAUUGUUUUUCACCCUUUUUUCAGUCAAAACAGUGCAAUGAAAAUCCUUCAUUGAUGGUUGCAUUAGCUUUCCUUUUUCAGUUGCACUAAUCUUUUGUUGCUCGACUUUUGACUCUUGCGAGUUGAAAGAGAGAUGGAGCUUGCCUGCAGGCUGACAGUACACCAAAAGCGUUUCAUGGACAUACGUGUAAUUACUGGGCAGCUUGAAAGAGUUUCCCCGUCUCGUAUAUUUUAAUAUUUUACUUAUCCAGCUUAUUUUAAUUAUUUUAAAACAGAAAUUAUACAUUAGUGAGCAAUAAAAGCAAAAUGUAAGAUUGUGCUUUCUGCUCUGUCAACAAGUAUCAAAAGUAUAAAGAAUCUCAAUGUAUUUUUAUUAACAUUUUUGUUUUGUUUUCUUUUGAUAACAGGUAGUCCAAGAGAAUAUCUUGAGGCUUACCUGUUUCCAGUUCUUUUACCAGCAAUUGAGCAAAUGCUGAAGGCUGCUAAAGAAAACAAAGUGUUUGAGGUUUGUCUGUUACACUGGAAUUACUGUUACUGUUAAGGCCGGGUCAUGUCAAAGCAGCUGGAGAGUGAAUCAAUGUUGUCCUAGUGUGUGCUUGCACAAAGCAUAGAAGAGCCAAUAUCAGCUGAGAAUGCAGCACACUUUUAUGUGUGAACCCACAUAAAAGGGAAAUAUAGUAACAGACAAAUUACCAUUUGGUUAGUUUCUAGUAAGAGAACUGGGGUACCAUAAUCCUGUGCACUCAACUAUUUAUAAUAAUUGGGGUAAAUCCAUUGAAAAAAUGAGAGUGGGCAUUAUUAUUUAAUUAGGAGGUAGGAGAUCUUUUGGCUUUUUCACCUGCUCUCACUUUGCACAGUAGAUCUAUCCAUGAUGCCCAACAGAAUUUGUGCUGAGGAUUUAAGAGCUGUGGCCCUGCAGUGGCGGUAGAGCAAAGUUACCCAUUUUUGAAAUGUUAACCCAACUGAUUACAAAAUCCACUAGCCCUGGGCUAUCGGACACGACUUUCUUUGCACGCUGUUAAGUCAGUAGAUUUUAACUUUUCCAAUCAAAUUGUAGAAUUGCCAGUCCACAGUGGACUGCACUGCAUUAUUUUGAUUGAAAGAUAGUUUUACACUGAAAGCACUUAAAUAUAACAUUUAAAAUUCUGAGAGUCUUGUUUUUUUGGAAUUCUCUUUGACCUCUUCUAAGUCAUUCCAGCCAUCUGCCAUCAUCCAUCACACGUUGUCAUUAAAUGCAUAUAUACAUGCAUCUUAAUAAUGUGUCCACCUGUUUUUCCACUAUAGAGAAGAAGAACAAAAUUCAAUGCGUGUGACUUCCUUACAGAGUACUUAUUCAGGUUUGUUAUCACUUUUAGAGUUUUUAAAUACCAUCACUGUGAAAUCUUGUAACAGGACAAAGGAAAUUGUUUUGGUAAAAUAAAUGAUUUUAAUAUGUAGGUGUUGGAAUUCUCAUUUCUCCUUCUCCUUGCAAUAUUAGAUGACACAUCAUCAAACAGCACUAAUCUAUGGAACAUAUUGGUUUACAUUAGUUAUUCUCUUCUCAGAAAUAACCCCAGAUACAAGGAUAGAACAAAUGUGGUGCUUGAAGACAUUCCUUUUGUGCAAGCAAUACUUGCGGAAAAGUAAGUUCUCUGAAGUGACUGUAAGUACUUAUGUCCAGAAAUUGUGGUAGACUUGUUUUUAAUUGAUCGGUUUAUUCAUGCUCAUUUCAAAUAAACCGGGAAAAUAUUCUUACAUUCAAAACUCUUUACAACAGCCACUUGGGGGAGAGGGGUAAGUGGCCAUUGCAGAGAGGUCAGAAGGAGUGGGGAAGGGUAAAAUACUAAAAGAAAAAUAUUCUUCUGAUAGUUGGUAUUAAUGUGCAACACAAUCAAAAUGUGUCAGUAAAACAAACACCAAGUGCUACUAGCAAGACCAGUCUGUUCCAGGCUCCAAGAUAGUAAUAUGUGCAGAGAUCUUGAGAAGUCAGGGUGCAAAGAAAAUCAUUUUUACAGCUUGUCAUCUGGGCAAGCUGAAGCUAGCAUUUACUAGUGCAGACAUCAUUUCAGCUAGCCCCAAAAUCUUUUUGACUGGUAGAAUUGAUUUCACAGUUCUUCUGUUAUUUGAAUUCCUCAAAAAACAUCACUUGCCCAUCGGGCAAGUUAAAAACAGAAUUCACUAGCCCAAUAGCAAAAAUCCAUUAGUGCAGGGCUAUCGGACACUACUUCUUUGCACGCUGAAAGUGGUGCAAAAAAUGCACAGAGGAUCCCUGGGGAGAGAGCCACUGCCUUCUUCCCUCAGAUCAUGUGCAUGUUAUUUUUGCUUAGCUUGUUUUUGUAAUGUCCCCCCGGCUACCGUCUGAUAAUCUGGAACAGGCUAUAACAAAAAAAAUGUCACCAAAACAAAGUGAGUAAUGUAUAGUGUGUGCAUCAGUUUCUACAUCAUUUCCUGUUAAAUGACCAUUUUCGAGAUGUGGCCUCUAAGGCGGAUAUUUCCUGGCCCCAGUUGUUCAAAAAGUGGAUAGUGCUAUCCACGAGAUAAAUCUGUACAGAUAGUGCAGUUGGCUUUCCCUAAUACUUAUUUACUAGGUAGUGAUUUAUCUGAUGGAUUGCGCUAUCCAGCUUUUGAAUAACUGGGGCCAGGAUGGCAAAUUAAUGCUCUGUAUAAAUAGAAAUCACUAAGUUUCCCUAGCCCUUAUCCUCACUUAAACGCAAGUCAUAUAGAAAUAUGAAAUAUUUAUGUCUGAUUUGAUAUUCCGAGUUUUCUUGCAUGGUUGGACAUAAGUGUACUAACUACUAAGGAAAGGUUGAUAUAAGAGGAAAUGUGUGGACAUUUGUGGGCUUUUAUGGGAAGGUUUGCCAUUCAGUGGAGGUUCAUAUUGUAAUUAUAAAAAAAUGGUACUUACACCUGAACAAAAAAUAUCUUUGUUAGUAAAAUCGAUCUUUACUGAAUGUUUAUUAUUUCCUGUUUUAGUCCUCGUCCCCCACUGCCACUCUCAUUGUUACUGAGCGAUGAAGAAGCAGCUAUCAUCAUUCAGUCAUUUUACAGAGGCUAUCUGGUAUGUGAUUAACUGGCAGGUUAACAAAGUUGAUUCAAGUUGGAUUUCUUUUUUGCUAGUAAAUGUCUUUUCUUCCCCCAUGGAGAAUUUUUAACUUCAUAUUUUGGUGAAAAGGUCUCUUGUUGAUUACAGAUGCGAAAACAUACUCUUGCACUAGUGACAGGUCUAGGGUGAGGUCGGAGAGGUCCAGACCCCUUAAGAUCUAGAUAAUUUUGGGGUACUCACAUUUAUGGCAAACAGCAAACUUUAGAUUAAGGUUGCAGCAACUGAAACAUAUACAGGGUGCAAAGAAAGUCAGUUUUACAGCCUGCCAUUCGGGCAAGCUGUAGCUAGCAUGUACAUGUACUAGCCCACAAGUCAUUUCAACUAACCCCAAACCCUUUUUGAUUAGCAGGAUUGAUUACCAUCCUUCUGUAAUUUGAAUUUCCCCAAAAAAUUAGCUUGCCCGUCGGACAAGUUAAGAACAGAAUUCACUAGUCCGAAAGGAAAAUCCACUAGCCCCGGGCUGUCGGACACGACUUUCUUUGCAUGCUGCUUGGUAACUAGCUUCUGGCUGGGAGGAUUAAUUACCUUGUCCCAGACCCUGUCCGACAGAAUGGGCAACCUGCUUCAGUGGGUUGCCUCAACUAUCACAUCAACGUGUUUAAAAUCAAUUGAGAGAUUAUACAUAAACAGGAGGGUCUCCCUGCGCUCCUACCUGAGUUACCCCAUCUCCAUGUCAGGCCCUUUAAAAUGCAUUCUAUGUACCCAAACCCGAUCAAAAUGUCGUCAUUUUGAUAACAGGUUCGCAAACAGCCUGAAGUUCAAGAAUUAAGGGAAUACCAGAGAGAAAUGAGAAAUGUAAGUGUAUCUGUUUAUAUUUUUACACGCCCUAACCUUCGUGACAGGUGUUGGAAAGGGAGGGUGAAAGGGAAAAUCACGUCCAUCGCGUUUUUUCACGCCUCGUUUGCCGAUUUCCCCCUCCCUUUUCAGCUCUGCCGUAUUCGUUCAGUGUACAGUGCAUUAGUAAAUCCACAUUUCGAUUACUAUAGAGGGGUGGGGAUUUUUCUCUGAGUGGCCCGUCCACACGAAUCUGAAUAUUUUGAAACCUAAUGAUAUUUUUUUACACAAAUCGGCCUUGCCUUCUGAAGUGAACCCGCUGACCAACAAAGCGGCUUUUUUAAACCUCGGUGGUUUAAGGCCCGGUCUAGGCGAAUGCGUGUGCGAAAAAAUGCGGUUUCAACAAUGCGGGAUUCGUAUGGACUGGGUCUGAGAGCCCUUUCUUCAAAAUUUGAAGGAUCGUAACAUUUCAAAAGUAGUACUGCGUGAAACUCGUCCACCAACGCCUAGUUACUACAGCAGUUAUGAUGUAUGAUAUUCUAGAUAUGUGAGUAGUAACUUAAAACAUGAUUGUACAUUCGCCUUUCCACAUCCAUGUACUGAUGAUCAUUGUAAAUGAAGUACACAUUUUACGGCAGUAGAGCUCUGUGCGUUAGAACAGAUGGCCGCUAGAUAUCACACGGUCGCCAUUUCUCCUCUAAAUCUAAACCUAAAUAUGGGUUUGUCGGCAACAUCCACUAAGGACAUCACGCCAACUCUAAAACACUAAAAAUAUACAAGGUGGUAAUAGACGCUAAAACUGCAAAUAGUCUUCUUGAUGAAUUUAAAUCCCAGUUCAAAAGUCUCUCAUGAGUUUUUAGUUUUCUUUCUACAUGAUUUUCUUGAAAAUCAGGUUUUCUUAUUAUUUCUAUUUUUACUAUCUAUUUAGUUUUUGUGUUCCCAGUCCUAAGAUAAUUACGAUUACUGCUUUAUAGAAACUGCCUUUUAUGAUUCUGGUAUUGCAGGAAGCUGUCGACAUUUUUCUUAAAGUUGAAGACUUCUGGAAGAAACACCCUGUUGAAGAAGCAGAGGAAGAAACGGAAAAGGCGAUCACUUAGCGGCCGAAAUAGUGCAAUGUCAUCUGAAUAUGGUGACAUAUUACAGCUAUUUCAACGGCUGAGCAAAUUUUUUAGAAAGAAAUUUCAAAACCUCCAUAAAAUCUAAGCAAACCGUAUUCCUUUUGACCAAAAAGUUCUUAUUUUGUAUAUGCGCUGAAUUUGGAAUAUUACAGUCUGCCUUUUUGUUCAAACUUAAUUUUCUGUCCUAGUCUUGCAAUCAGCAGCCUCUUUCUAUUUUAGCCAAAUUUUUAUCUCACGAGAGAUUAUUCUUGUUAACCAAUUUUU